Musa acuminata subsp. malaccensis (wild Malaysian banana) is the source of this 2242-nucleotide messenger RNA. RefSeq lists its product as uncharacterized. The record is from RefSeq and is a predicted model, not a curated record. Lineage: Eukaryota; Viridiplantae; Streptophyta; Magnoliopsida; Zingiberales; Musaceae. Gene Ontology annotation, biological process: microtubule cytoskeleton organization. Gene Ontology annotation, molecular function: microtubule binding. Gene Ontology annotation, cellular component: cytoplasmic microtubule.
GGUAGUUUUUUUUUCAACCAUGAAAAUUAAUAAAGAUCACUACAGCAACUAUGAAAAGUUCUUUAACGAUCAAUUAAGAAGAUUCAUGCAUAAAGGCAAAUGGCGAGGAAAGAUCCUAGGACUAGGUUCAUGGUGUUCUGAUUGGUUUAUGUAUGUUACAUAUUGUGUCUUGCAUAUACGUGUUUGCUGGUUUGGUGACUUUUAUGUUUCGUGGUGUAAUUAGUGUGUUGACUAAUAUCCUGUUAGCAAAUCCUUCUUAAGAUUUUAAGUAAUAGAUACAUUCCUUGGUUAUUACUUCUUGAAGAAUAUGUAAGAAAGGAAUCAGUCAUUGCCUUUAGCCACUAUUGAUGUCAUAUUAUUGUUGUUGUUUCCAACUUUUUACCUGCCUAGAAGUUUUUUUUCCAAAUUUACAUCCUAGGCAAAUAUUGGCGUACAUGAGACUUGAACUUGGAUAAGCCAAAAUGCCACAUGAUAUUGAUUUAUUAAAUUAUAUGGUUAAGUAGUUUUAUAAAGCAUUGGAUUUUCUGAGGAUAGAAAACUGUUUCCAAAGUGUAAUCUAUGUCUUGUAUGCAUGAGCAUUCACAAAGGUUUGCACUGAGUUUAGAAACAUUUGCCGUAUGAAAAGGCUGCACUAGGUAAAUUUUAAUCAUUUGUUUAAAACUUUUCUCAAAGCCACCAACUAAUGCUGUCUCUGAGAAAACCAUUCGACUAUCCAAUUUUAGUUUGUCAGCAUCUUCCAUUAUUCUCAAUUCUAAGUUUUGAGUCUAUCACAUUAUUAUGUGAUUUGCUGAAAAAUCUGACAGUAGCUUUCAGAAGUGAUCAGUCCUCUACGGAAUUAGCUUUUUUUUAACUACACCAAGAUGUUUAGUAGCGCAAACUCAUUAUCCUUUUUUAACCUUGGCAAGACUACUCUCAGUUUAUAUUCAGUUUGUUCUUUUCUUAUAGGCACCCAAAUUGUUCUUGCUGGUAUGGUUAAGGAUUGCACAUCUGGAAGCCAAAUAUUUCAGAUUGAGAAGGUGAAAAUGUCUGGAAAAGCCCUCAGAGACCUUAAUGUACUCCCAUCAUCUGGAUUGGAUAAGAAUUCAGAUAUAUCCGGCAAGGGAAGUUUAGCCAAGUCAUACAUUGAGAAUAUCAAUGACAAUGGGCAUGAAUUGCAGAAGAAAAAUAGCCCCCUUUUCUCUGCUACACUAAAUAAAGUUGAUAUUGUAAAGAGCAAUGGACUGGAAACAGUAAAUACAGAAGUUGAGUACAUAGACUCGGAAAACCUGGCUGAUAUAGCAGAUGUGGAUGCAAGUUUUAACACACUGUUAGCUAGGUUAGACUCAAAGGACUGGGUAUCUACAUGUGAAGCACUCAAUAACGUGCGCCAGUUUUCAAUAUAUCAUAAGCAAAAGCUGCUUGAGAUCUUUGGAGCUGUUAUCCGAUUGAUUGUGAAGUCACUGAAAUGUCCAAGGAGUGCUGUCUGCAAAACGGCUCUCAUGGCAUCUGCUGACAUUUUUAAGGCUUACAAUGAUAUAAUUAUUGACUCAAUUGAUCCCUUGCUUGUCCAGUUGCUACUGAAAUCCUCACAAGACAAGCGCUUUGUUUGUGAAGCUGCUGAGGUAGCUUUAGUAUCAAUGACGACUUGGGUCUCUCCCAUGCUGUUGUUGCCAAAGUUGCUGCCUUAUCUUACGAACAAAAAUCCUAGAAUACGAGCAAAGGCAUCUAUGUGCUUAAGCAGGAGUGUGCCUCGACUUGGGAUGGAGGGGAUUAAAGCAUAUGGAAUUGAUAAGCUAAUCCAAAUUGCAGCUGCUCAGCUCAGUGACCAGCUUCCUGAAUCAAGAGAGGCUGCUCGGGCGCUUGCCAUGCAGCUGCAGGCCAUCUAUGUCGAUUCUCAAGUCUCCCAGUGUGAGGAUUCUGUAAAGUUGGUGGAUGCUGAUUCAUGGGAAGCUUUUUGCCAUGCAAAACUGACACCUUUGAGCGCUCAGGCAAUUCUUCGUGUCACGGCUACCCCAAAAGAGGGUCUUGCAUUGAGUUAAUAGCUCGAAGAUGAUUCCGCCUCUAUGCAUUUAAUAUUUUUGUAAAUGCUAUGACCAUAGAAGAAAAUAUCAAGGAGGCAUUUUGUAAAAUUGAUCUGAUAACUUGCAUUCGAGUUACUUUGUUGUAUAGAUUUCAGUAAUUCUUUGUUACUUGUAUCGUCGUUGCCGAUGUUGAUUAUGGUAUAGCCAUUUUGGCGAUGAUACUUACAUCGGCCAUCUGCCUC